Meriones unguiculatus (Mongolian gerbil) is the source of this 4071-nucleotide messenger RNA. It is a transcript of the gene Xndc1n, whose product is annotated as XRCC1 N-terminal domain containing 1, N-terminal like. NCBI's taxonomy places the organism in Eukaryota, Metazoa, Chordata, Mammalia, Rodentia, Muridae. The transcript is spliced from 11 exons. Bases 648 to 1865 code for a protein of 405 amino acids. Gene Ontology annotation, molecular function: damaged DNA binding. The record is from RefSeq and is a predicted model, not a curated record. Gene Ontology annotation, cellular component: nucleus. Gene Ontology annotation, biological process: single strand break repair; base-excision repair.
CGAGAACUACAUUUCCCAUGCUGCACCGAGGCCAACCCGGAAGUGUAAAUUACACUUUCUACGGGAGGACAGUGGGGAAUAAAAAUAUACAUAAAAACACAGGCACACUGCGUUUGUUUGUUUGUUCUUGUUGGGUUUUUGUUUUUUUUAGAUGUAUUAUCUGCUGUUUUGCCUGGGUGAAAGUCACCAUUUCAGAAAUAGCGGCUUCUUUAGGACCCAGAACGCGUUCCUGAGCUUCAGGGUGGCGCCGGGGCCAGGAGGCGGAGACCUCGGGACGGAAUUGGCGGGAGAAUAAGAUUGGAACCCCGUGGCCGAGGCUGCCUCGACUUCUUAAGAGUUCACGGACGCGCCUGGACCAAAUGUGGUGGUGCAUGCCUUUAAUUCCUGCACUUGAUAGGCAGAGACGGGCAUAUCUCUUGUCAGAUACCAGCUUGGUUUACAAAGUGAAUUCCAGGACAGCCAGGGCUGCUAUACAGAAAAACCAUGUCUCGAAAAGCCUAAAAUUUCAGUCUGGAGAGAUGGCUCGGAGUAAUGUGAGGAUUCUUGUUCUCCCAAAAGCUACCAAGAGCAAAACAUAGGCAGUGUCUCCACAGUCACAGAAGAUAGCCUAGGAGGAAGCAUAUCUGUCUGGCACUUAAAGAAGCUUGAUGGCGCCUGUGAAGAUCAUCCAUGUGGUGUCAUUUUCCUCUCAGGAUCCCAAACAUCCUGUGGAGAACUUGCUGAACCCAGACAGUCAUAGGGGACCUUGGCUCAGCUGUCCUCAGGACAAGAGUGGGCAACUGAAAGUGGAGCUUCAGCUGGAGAAGGCAGUGCCCAUAAGCUAUAUCGAUGUCGGGAACUGUGGCUGUGCUUUCGUACAGAUUGAUGUGGGUCGUUCUUCCUGGCCCCUGGACAGACCUUUCGUCACCCUUCUCCCUGCAACCAUGUUAAUGUCCCUCACUGAUUCAAAGGCGGGGAAGAACCGCUCAGGAGUCCGGAUGUUUAAGGAUGAUGAUUUCCUGACUCCAGCCUCAGGAGAAUCAUGGGAUCGACUUCGAUUGACCUGCUCACAGCCUUUCACACGCCAUCAGUCCUUUGGGCUGGCCUUCCUACGAGUGCGCUCCUCUCUGGACUCUUUGGCUGAGCCUGUGAUGGAUCCCUCAGCCCCUGGGCGCUCUGGGCUGAGCCAGAAGUCUUCUGAUGCCCUGGAACCUGACCCUAGCCCCUGGCUGACUAAUCCUUCUAUCCGGAGGACAUUCUUCCCAGAUCCGCAGACAAGCACCAAGGAAAUCUCAGAGCUCAAGGGUAUGCUAAAGCAGCUGCAGCCGGGGCCUCUGGGGCGGGCAGCCCACAUGGUACUUUCUGCUGCCCGUAAGGCGCCUCCAGCCCGUGUGGUAAGCCCACAGGACAGCCACGGGGAAGCAGGUUCCAGCCAUCCAGAGAAUGCAGAGCCCAGAGCAGAAGAACAGAACAGGAAGAAUGAAACGGGCAGAAGGAAGAGAAGGAGAGUACAGGAGCAAAGACCAUCGUCCAACUCAAGUUCUCAGCCAAACAGGAGGGGUCCAGGAAGAGCAAGGCAAAGACAGCACCAACCUCGGACCAGAAAUGAUGGCAAUGUUGUCCAAGCUACUGGACAGUGCCCCAUUUGUACAGGUGCCUUCAGCUUGGACGCUCUUCCUCUGCAUGCUGCCACCUGUGGGGAGGCCUCCCCACCGCGGCCGGCUUCUCCCUCCUCCUCGUCUUCUGUGGACUCUGUGCUGUGGGUGUCCUCCCCAGAGAGCUCACUGCCACCGCCCCGGGUCCAGUGCCCAAUCUGCGAGUUACACUUCUCAGCGAGAGAAAUAGAAGAACACGCCAGCAUGUGCGGGGAAGCUUUUCCAGCCUGAGCCACAAAGCUCUGUUGACUAUGCUGGAGCCUGGGGAAUGGCUCGCUUGUGCAUGAGAAGGGCUGGUUCCCUCCCUCCACCUGGGCCUCAGCACUGUGCUGAGGCGCUUCUGGGCCCAGCUUGUUCCCCUUUCCCGUUGUCAGGGCUUCGUCACUAUGGUACCCAAUUCUCACAAGGACAUUUUCCCCUUGGAGCUUCUUGGGUAGAACUGGUGAUCUCUCCAGGCUCUUAGGACACUAUCUAGAAUGUGUUUCCCUCGGAGAAUGGUUCUUACCUGAUGCCCAUUUUCCUGAAAGGAAAACUGAGGCUCAGUCAGGAGGAAAAUAUUGCCUCGAAAUUAUAAAGCACCAUUAUGUUCUGGGAAGAUGAGUGGGUCUUUUAUUUUAUUUUUAAUUUUUAAAAUUUGUUUCAUGUGCAUUGGUCUUUUGCCUGCAUGUUUGUCUGUGUAAGGGUGUUGGAUCCUCUGAAACUGGAGUUACAGACAAUAACCAGUGAGCUGUCAUGUGGGUGCUGGGAAUUGAACCUCAGUCCUUUGGAAGAGCAGCUAGUGCUCGUAAACACUGAGGCAUCUCUCCAGCCCGACAAGUGAGUCUUAAAUGUGAAACUGACCUUCUGUAUCCUUCAUAGGUCUCUGUUCUAGGUGUAAUCAGGUGACUGCUCUAUAACUUUAUACUUCACUUUUGGGUCUGAGAUGGACCUUCAAUAACAGAAAAACCCUUCAUCCUCCUGCUCAUAGGGCUGUUAAAGGGACCAGAAAGAUUCCUAUCAAGGAAUAGAUGGUUUGUUGUUGUUAAAAAAAAAACAACCUUGGGCCAGGCAGAUAUUUCACCUACGUUGGCUCAAUAUUCUCAUCAUCUAUCUCCCAGCCCCCAUCCAAUGCCAUCAGCCUUAACCAUUCCUAUCUAGACUGCCUUCCAUCCAUAAUCCCAUGGUACUUGAAUUCUUUAUCUGGGCCUUUUCACACCAUUAUUGGAGUCCUUCUUCCAGGCCCACAUGAUUUCUUCUCCUUGCUAACCUAUCGUGACAUGCUCCUUCCUCCUCUCUUCUCGUCCAUCUGCCUCCUGUGAUUCUCCUGUCCUCUCCAAGCCUGGGAACCUUAACCAGGCUUACCCCAUUCUGCCCUGCCCCAGAUAUAGGCCAUUUAAUCAACCAAUCAGGUAUGUCUUAGGUUUAAAAAACAAGGGUAGCUGUGACCAGAUCUUGAGGAUCAGAAACAUGCUUCAGACCUCCCUCCCGCAAUGGUUCCAAACUUGGCUGUAAGGGUUUGAGCAAAUCCCAUUCCCACCUGUUCAGUGAGACAGUUAGAGCACAGUGUCUGAAAGGUCCCCUGGACUGUGACAGUCCAGUUCUGCUUUGAGGAAUUGUGUACUCUUCCCUUUUUCCCAGGAGAUGUCAUUGUAUGGCACUGACACCAGUUCCCCUAUCCCCUGGGUACAGGGCAGAGAGAGAGCAGCUGGCCUUUGCAAAGGGAGGGCACAGGGUGGGGCUUUGAGGGGGGUGAAAGAGAAUACUAGGCACAGUCACAGGAGAGACAGAGCAGGAGUUCAAGCCUUCAGCCCCUGCCCAGAGGUGGAUGUGGCCAUGGAUCCCCUCUCGGUAAGACCCUUGCCUCCCUCCUCUCUAUCUCAGCUCCGCUUCUCACUGUCCACAGGGAUGCAGGGACAGCCUAGCUGCUGGACGAAUAUGGAUACCACUGUGUUGGUGGAAGGGCCCCUAGAGCCAUGAUCCUGGGCCUAGAAGAAAAAAGCAGAGGGCUGGGCCUGGUAGAAGAGCAGGACCAAACAGUAGCAAGGAAGAGAGAUGUCCUUCAAAGCAAAGGCAAAGUGAGGGCCUUUGAUGGAGGGGAAGACGUUAGGAUCCUGCCAGGAGUUCUCUUCAUGCAGGAAGGUCUUAGGGAAAGCCCAGCUUAGAGACCCUCUGUGUGGGUGUGUCUGGACUUGUCCUUUGGACAGCUGAGGGUCUGAAAUCAGCAAGCUGGGAACUGGAUCCUUGUAUUUGUGUGUGGGUUAGGUGACCUCCUCCUCUAAUCACCUUCACAGGCAGCUAACACUGGCCCUGUCAUGUAGGAUUUUUCUGGGACUGGAAGUGAGCUGCUUAAACAGCCCUAACUCUAGCACUUCCCUAAUAGGAAUCUACAUAAUAAAAUGGUGAAUGAGACUGUGUGUUGUCCAUAUGUGUUUGGGACAAGGAAGGCAUAAUGGCUGAU